AAUUUUUUUGAUCACCUCUUCUCAUCUUGUGUGUGCACUACGACAUCAUGGCAGAUACUGUGGCAGCACCUACUGCAUCUGCUCCAGCUCAGGCUGUGCCCAAGAAAUCCAAGUCUGUUGGGAAGAAGCCGCGAACGAAACCCGUUCACCCACGUACUUCUGAGAUGGUUGUCAAUGCCAUCAAAAGUUUGAAGGAACGAGGUGGGUCGUCACUUCAGGCAAUUAAGAAGUAUAUUGCAGCAAACUACAAGGUCGAUUCUGAAAAGUUGGCGCCGUUUAUCAAAAAGUAUCUGAAAACAGCCGUAGCAUCGGGAGAGCUUGUGCAGACCAAAGGCAAAGGAGCUUCUGGUUCGUUUAAGUUAUCAUCAGGUAAGCCCGAGAAGGCUCCGACAGUAGUCACUACUGCUCGCGGCAGGAGUUCUUCAACGUCUGCACUGAAGGAAAAGAAACAGCAGCAGCAAACUACAAAGGCAAAGCCGAAAUCUCCGAAAAAAGCGCCGGUGAAGAAGACUCCUGAGAAAAAGAAGCAGGUUCCAGCGCCGAAGGCCAAGAAAUUGCCAUCUAAGGCUAAGAAAGCUACAAAAGUCCCUACCAAGAAGCCGAAAGCGCCGAGACCGAAGACUACUGCAAAAUCCAAGGCAUCGAAGAAGGCAGCUCCCAAGAGAAAAUGAAUCAUAGCAGCCUGAAAUCGAAAAAUCGGCCCUUUUCAGG
Molecule: messenger RNA, 711 nt
Organism: Zootermopsis nevadensis
Lineage: Eukaryota; Metazoa; Arthropoda; Insecta; Blattodea; Termopsidae
Product: histone H1
Biological process (GO): negative regulation of DNA recombination; nucleosome assembly; chromosome condensation
Cellular component (GO): nucleosome; nucleus
Molecular function (GO): double-stranded DNA binding; structural constituent of chromatin; nucleosomal DNA binding
Source: RefSeq, a predicted model, not a curated record